UAAUCUUAUGUCUUUGACAAUCACAGAAGACACUAUAUAAACCCUCACAUAGUAUGAUCGAAAAAUAUUAUUUGUCUUACGAUUGAAGCCUAAAUCUCAGUUGGGUGAUUUUUAAACAAUUUUAUUUGAUUUCGAUCUACGAGGAAUUUGAGAAGAGAUCUAAGAGAUGGCUAAGGAAGUUGCCAAUGGAGAGAAUCAUGCAACUACAAAACCGCCUCCAGAGCCGUCGCCAUUGAGAAAUGCCAAAUUCUUUCAGGCGAACAUGAGAAUUUUGAUUACUGGAGGAGCUGGGUUUAUUGGUUCUCACCUUGUGGACAAACUGAUGGAAAAUGAGAAGAAUGAGGUGAUAGUUGUGGAUAAUUACUUCACUGGCUCAAAGGACAACCUAAGGCAAUGGAUAGGUCAUCCAAGAUUCGAGCUUAUUCGCCAUGAUGUCACAGAGCCAUUGUUAAUUGAAGUUGAUCAAAUAUACCAUCUUGCUUGUCCUGCUUCCCCCAUUUUCUACAAAUACAAUCCCGUGAAGACUAUUAAGACAAAUGUAAUUGGGACAUUGAACAUGUUGGGACUUGCCAAGCGAGUUGGAGCAAGGAUUUUGCUAACAUCAACUUCUGAGGUUUAUGGAGACCCUCUUGUGCAUCCUCAAAAUGAGAGCUAUUGGGGCAACGUCAACCCUAUAGGAGUUAGGAGCUGUUAUGAUGAGGGAAAACGAGUGGCUGAGACUUUGAUGUUUGAUUAUCACAGACAGCAUGGAAUAGAAAUACGGAUUGCUAGGAUCUUUAAUACUUAUGGACCCCGCAUGAAUAUCGAUGAUGGACGCGUUGUCAGCAAUUUCAUAGCUCAAGCCAUUCGGGAUGAACCCUUGACUGUUCAGUUGCCUGGAACACAAACUCGGAGCUUUUGUUAUGUCUCUGACAUGGUUGAUGGUCUGAUCCGACUUAUGGAAGGAGAUAAUACUGGGCCAAUCAACAUUGGGAACCCAGGUGAAUUUACAAUGCUUGAACUUGCUGAGACAGUCAAGGAGCUUAUCCAUCCAGAAGUGAAGAUCAUUACUGUGGAGAACACACCAGAUGAUCCCCGCCAGAGAAAACCAGACAUCACAAAGGCAAAGGAGUUGCUAGGUUGGGAACCAAAGAUCAAGUUGCGCGAGGGCCUUCCCCUCAUGGAAGAAGAUUUCCGCAAAAGGCUUGGAAUUCCAAAGAAGGUCUGAGCUCUGCAGAAAAGUCUAAAAUGGCAAAGUCUUGAUGAUCUGAUGAAGUUCUUGAGGAGAUAUUUGGAUCCGGAUUUUAUAUGCUUCCAUAGCUUUACUUUUUUCAUUUUUGUUCUUUUAUCUUUAUACAUGGUGAUGUUGAAUAAAUGGUACAAGUAUGUUUUCAUUAUGUCAGACUAUAGAGGGAUAUGUAACUGAAAUAUUUGGGAAGUGGUAGGGUCAAUGCCCUUUGAUUAUCCACCAUGCCUUGUUACGAUCAAAAAGAGCAGAUCUUUUUGUCUUUCUUGGCUCCAUAACAUGGUCAAAAUCACUGGAAUACUGCUCUAUUACCAAUCAAUAUCUGGGCACUCAUUAUUUGUAAUUUUUCCGUCAAAAUAUUUUAUCC
Ilex paraguariensis (yerba mate) is the source of this 1592-nucleotide messenger RNA. The record is from the annotation of a GenBank genome assembly. NCBI's taxonomy places the organism in Eukaryota, Viridiplantae, Streptophyta, Magnoliopsida, Aquifoliales, Aquifoliaceae.